AUGAAGUGGGCUGUCGUCUUGUUGGCCAUCUUUGGACUUUCAGAAUGCUUGCACAAAAUUCCCUUGUACAAGGGCAAAACAGCCAGGGAGGCUCUCAGAGAAAAAGGCCUUCUGGAAAAGUUCAUGGAGACUCAUCCCUACAAUCCAUCCAUCAAGUUCAACUCUGCUUUGGCCCAGAUUGCUAACGAGCCUCUCACCAAUGACUAUGACCUCUCCUACUAUGGGAUCAUCUCCAUUGGAACUCCACCCCAGUCUUUCAAGGUCAUCUUUGACACUGGCUCCUCCAACCUCUGGGUUCCUUCUGUCUACUGUAACAGCUAUGCCUGCACUAACCACAAUAAAUUUAACCCUGCUCAAUCAUCCACCUACCGGGCCACCUCCCAGACCAUCUCUGUUCAGUAUGGCACUGGUGCAAUGUCUGGAAUCCUUGGAUAUGACACAGUCACUGUGGGCAGCAUUGUGGACACCAACCAAAUCUUUGGACUUAGUGAGAAUGAACCUGGAAGCUUCCUCUACUAUGUGGAAUUUGAUGGAAUCCUUGGACUUGCCUACCCCUCAAUCUCUGCUUCUAGCGCAACCCCAGUAUUUGAUAACAUGAUGAGCGAGGGGCUUGUAGUUCAGGACCUUUUUUCUUUUUAUUUGAGCAGGAACAGCCAGGCAGGCAGUGUGGUGACCUUUGGUGGAUUUGAUCCUGCCUACUACACUGGCAGCAUCCAAUGGAUUCCUUUGAGUUCAGAGACCUACUGGCAAAUCACUGUGCAGAAUGUAAUGGUCAAUGGACAGGUAGUUGCCUGUGCUUCUGGCUGUGAGGCCAUUGUGGAUACUGGCACGUCAAUGCUUGUUGGAGAUUCUAGCAAUAUUAACAACAUUCUGUCUUGGGUUGGAAUUUCCAAGGAUCAGAAUGGACAGUACACUGUGAACUGCAACAACAUUGGCUCAAUGCCUGAUGUCACCUUCGUCAUCAAUGGAGCUCAAUUUGCCCUCCCUGCUUCUGCUUAUGUAAAGCAGACCAGCUCUGGUUGCUCAUCUGGCUUCAGUCCCAGCAAUGACCAGCUCUGGAUCCUGGGUGAUGUCUUCAUCCGGGAAUGGUACUCCAUCUUCGAUAGAGGCAACAACAUGGUUGGUCUGGCCAAGGCUGUUUAA
Messenger RNA from Polypterus senegalus (gray bichir), 1143 nucleotides. Its product is annotated as pepsin A-like. Lineage: Eukaryota; Metazoa; Chordata; Cladistia; Polypteriformes; Polypteridae. Gene Ontology annotation, molecular function: aspartic-type endopeptidase activity. The transcript is spliced from 9 exons. The record is from RefSeq and is a predicted model, not a curated record. The coding region runs from base 1 to 1143 and encodes 380 amino acids. Gene Ontology annotation, biological process: proteolysis.